Messenger RNA from Chilo suppressalis (striped riceborer), 1450 nucleotides. Lineage: Eukaryota; Metazoa; Arthropoda; Insecta; Lepidoptera; Crambidae. The record is from the annotation of a GenBank genome assembly.
AUAAAUCACCGAUAAGAUUUUCAUGUUAUUUUCAAAGUGACUUCACAAAAAAAAUUGCUUUACUUCUCAGAAAUGUCAGUUUAUUUAAAUAAAAAGUCUAUAAAGAUUACUCGAGUUCAGCGCUCGCGGUCGGAAAAUAGACAUAUAAAUUUCUGUACAGACUUCGAUAACUCAAUUGUGAUAAAUAACUUUGUGAGAAGGGGCUGGGAACAAGUGACGCCGAAUAACAAUUGGAACAUAUAUUGGUCCAACUCAAUCAACUGUCGCAAUAUAUUUAACAUGGACAACGGUAGCCGUCUCAACGAUAAUCAAUUGAUCAACCAUUUUCCUAAUCAUUACGAGUUAGUUCGCAAAGACUUGUUAGUCCGAAACAUUAAACGGUACAGGAAAGAACUGGAAAAAGAAUGCAACCCACUCGCGAAGAGAACAGAAUUCAAACUACCGAAUGGACAAACUAUUAACCAAUAUUUGUAUCUCAAUUUUAUACCUGUGACUUACGUGUUGCCGUCAGAUUACAAUAUGUUCGUUGAGGAGUUCCGGAGAUUUCCACAGAGCACUUGGAUCCUGAAACCUUGCGGAAAAUCCCAAGGGGCCGGCAUUUUUCUUAUAAACAAGCUGUCGAAACUUAAGAAAUGGUCUCGCGAAUCGAAAAAAUAUUUGCAACAUCAACUCACCAGUAGAGACACGUACGUUAUAUCGCGAUACAUUGAUAAUCCCCUUUUGAUCGGAGGAAAGAAAUUCGAUUUGAGGAUUUACGUCCUUGUUACUUCAUUCCGACCUUUAAAGGCUUACAUGUUUCGACAAGGGUUUUGUAGAUUUUGCACUAUGAAAUACGACACGAGCGUAACCGAGCUCGAUAACAUGUAUGUGCACUUGACGAAUGUAAGCGUGCAAAAACACGGCGAGGAUUAUAACAGUCAUCACGGCGGGAAGUUGGAUAUUAACAAUUUAAAGCUUUACCUGGAAGGGACGCGGGGUGGAGCUGUAACCCGGCAGCUUUUUGAAGAAAUACAAUGGUUGAUUAUUCAUUCUUUGAAAGCUGUUGCACAAAUUAUAGUCAAUGAUCGACACUGUUUCGAGUGUUACGGCUAUGAUAUAAUUAUCGACGAUAAUCUAAAGCCAUGGCUUAUUGAGGUUAACGCGUCUCCUUCGAUGACAGCUACGUCAGUGAAAGAUAGAAUUAUGAAAAAUAAAUUAAUAGAUAAUCUAUUGUCAGUGGUUUUACCUCCGGAUGGUAUUCCAGAUACUCGGUGGAACAAAACUCCAAUGGCAGAGGCUUUGGGAGAUUUUCAAGUGCUUAUUGAUGAAGAUAUUAUGUAUAGGGAAGACAUUGAUCUUCAAAAGGAAAGUAAAGCUUAUGUACGACAUAAAAUCAAGUGACUCUUAUUUCUACCUAACUUUACCUAAGAUUUUCCUACUUAUCAAAUAAAUAUUAAAGUAUUCAAAUCAC